Racocetra fulgida is the source of this 121-nucleotide messenger RNA. NCBI's taxonomy places the organism in Eukaryota, Fungi, Glomeromycota, Glomeromycetes, Diversisporales, Gigasporaceae. The record is from the annotation of a GenBank genome assembly.
AAGAGUCAACUUAUGCCUGCCAGUUAGAAUUUACUAAAAAACAAUUUGAUGAUGAAUUUUUUGAUUCAUUUAAUCCGAUUUCCGAAUUUAUCACUGUACAACUAAAUGAAAUAAAUAAAUA